Messenger RNA from Fusarium proliferatum ET1, 3561 nucleotides. RefSeq lists its product as uncharacterized. Gene Ontology annotation, molecular function: catalytic activity; protein binding. The record is from RefSeq and is a predicted model, not a curated record. The coding region runs from base 1 to 3561 and encodes 1186 amino acids. The transcript has 2 exons. Gene Ontology annotation, biological process: nucleoside metabolic process. Lineage: Eukaryota; Fungi; Ascomycota; Sordariomycetes; Hypocreales; Nectriaceae.
AUGGCUUCAUUCGAGACUUCGCAGUCUUGGCUGCCUAAGCGACAACGAGCUGACAGCGGGGACAGCCUCCGAUCCUUGCAGUACGAUGACUAUGCAGUCGGGUGGAUCUCCGCCCUUCCGCUUGAGAUGACAGCUGCUCAAGCUAUGUUAGAUCAUAGACAUGAGCCACUGCACCAACAUCCACAGGACAGUAACUGUUACGAAUUCGGAAGCAUUAACGGUCAUAACGUGGUCAUCGCCUGUCUACCCAAAGCACAAUAUGGAAACAACAACGCAGCUAUCGUUGCAAGUAAUAUGAAUCGGACGUUCCCACAUCUCCAAUAUCGCUUUCUGGUCGGUAUCGCCGGCGGGGCACCCGGGGCAGUUGACGUACGCCUUGGUGAUGUUGUGGUCAGCACCGACGCUAUACAAUACGAUCUGGGGAAAGCAUUGCCCAACAACCAUUUUCAGCGAAUUGCUAAAGCGAUCAGUCCUCCCCAGUCGUUGCUGACUAUGGUUUCAAAGCUUGAGGCUAGCCAUGGCGGAGGACAAAACCGGAUGCUUGAAAUUCUAGCCGAGACUGCACCUCGCCUUCCUCGCUACUCCCAUCCAGUGGUUGAGGAUCGUCUCUUUCACCAUGGGUGCCCUCAUACUUCCUCAGAUUCGAACUGUGAUGCCUGUGACAUUUCGCAACUUAUUAUCAGGAAGGCUCGUCAACAAACCGGCCCAGUUAUCCACUACGGCCGGAUUGCAUCAGGGAACCAAGUCGUCAAAGAUGCACUUACUCGAGACCAAAUAUCCAAAGAGAUUAUGAACGUUUGCUUUGAGAUGGAGGCAGCAGGCGUAAUGGAUACCUUUCCUUGUCUUGUGAUUCGCGGUAUUUGCGACUACUCAGAUUCUCACAAAAACAAGGGAUGGCAGGAGUAUGCAGCUUUGGUAGCCGCGGCGUAUGCCAAAGAGCUUUUGAUGUCUAUCCCUCCUACAUUAUUGCAGCCACGAAAGCGAGCCAAGGUUCAGCAAACAAAAGCUUCAGAGCCUGUCGGCCUUCAAGUAGAUGAGUGUCUGCGAGCUAUGUUCGUCACAGACUCUUCACUGGAUCGCGAGGGCAUUCUUGAUGCCAAGGGCGAUAUCUGUGAUGGAACCUGUGAAUGGAUCAUAUCUACAGAUGAAUUUAAGACUUGGGAAAAGGAUCCCCCUCACCUACUUUGGAUCUCAGCAGCGCCUGGUCGAUACAAGAACACGGCAGUCAGCAUUCUAAGAGGCUUAAUGCAUCAACUCAUCUCCUGUCAACCAGAUCUCGUAAACACGAUUAUACCGCAGUGGAAACAACAAUCCAACCAACUAUUCCAAGAAAAGUCAUUCGGUGCCUUGUGGAAGCUUUUUGAAGACGCCAUUGCUCAGUCUAAAUUCAGGACCAUCUACUGUGUCAUCGAUGCCCUUGACGAAUGCGAAGCCAGCUCCCUGUCCCUUUUGCUCCGAAAGUUUGAGAGACUUAGUCGACGACGGUUGAGCUCAUCUCCCAAAAUGAAACUCAUAUGCCUCAGCAGGAGGUACCCAGAGAACAUACCCGAAGCCCUUUUGCUUUUCAUCAAGCUGGAACUUGACACGGCGAUCGCCAAGGAAGAGGACAUUAGUCGAUUUAUAUCAGUCCAAGUCCAGGAACUCGCUCAGAAGAAGCAGCUCAGUCGUAAGAUGCGGUCUAUGCUACAAGAGACCUUUCUGCAAAAGUCUGAGGGAACCUUCCUUUGGGUUAGCUACAUGUCCCAAGACCUGCAGAAACAGGGUUUACUGGGUUUUGAAGCCUCUCUGGACAUGCUACCGACUGGAUUAGACGCAGUCUAUGAACGGAUUCUCCAGAACAUUGAGUUUGAAAAGGGAAGAAUUAUAUAUGAUAUCCUCUAUUGGAUCCUCGUGGCUAUGAGGCCCUUGACGAUAAGUGAACUGUGCGAGGCAGUUAGUAUGAAACCCACGAGGCUACUGGCUCGCGAAGAGGUGUGCAUUGAGCUAAUCAAGUCUUGUGGUCAUCUGCUUCAGACAACAGAUAGGCAAAUUGGAAACUCUGUUCAACGGACUGUAACGUUUCUACACCAAAGUGCGAAGGACUACCUCAUGAAAUUUGAACUCCCUUUUGGUUCCCAGAUACUAAGCCUCGCACCCACCCAGCUCCACGAACACGCUACAAUUGUUUUAAUCCAGUACCUCGAACAAAUGAAUUCCCACCAACGAAUUGCAAACGAAAGUUUAAAUGAUAUAGCGAAUGAUUUACCACUGGCCAUAUACGCUGUCCACGAAUGGGGCCGUCACUUCAAGCAAUUGGAGGACAUUACUCAAAUCAUUCGGCAAGGCGUGAGCUUCUUCGAAAAGGAUUCAGAGGUCAGACGCAUGUGGCAAUAUUUAUACAAUUUACCACAAAUUAAGCGUAACUCUGAAGCCAUUCCUUUGCUUCAUUUGUCUGCCUAUUUUGCUCUGGAUAACUUGGCCAAGUGGUGUUUGAGACAUGAUGGUGAACAUGACGUUGGGACAGAGUGGGGCGCCCACGAACAAACAGCACUUGCCAUUGCUUGUGGACGGAAUCGGGAGUACAUCAUUUCUUUGCUCCUUAAUGCAGGUGCCAAUCCCAUUUCCGACAUAUAUCUCAAAAGUCCUUUUAUCGAAGCUUUGUCCUACUGUAAUAGACCUACUUUGCGCCUUAUGGCACAAACAGAACCUUGCAGGAAGUUCUUAACUGAACAGGCAUCUGAGCAAGCUGACGCCCUGAUCUGUGUCGCUGCCUCGGGGGGCAACGAGGAUGCAUGCCGCUUCUUGAUCGAAGAUCUAGGUUGGGAUCUCAGUUGGGAAAGCGGGGAUCAUGGUCGCUCAGCCUUAACGUGCGCCCUCGCAAGUGGUAAUUUCGAACUCAUCAGCUAUUUUAUCAAAGAGCGGCAAAUUUCCACUGAGGAGGACUGCGACAUCCUUGAAAGUGCUUGCUUAUCUGUCGGCUCUGCAAGUAAUUUCGAAAAGAUUAUUCGACUCCUGGUGGGUCAUUGCUCCGUCAAGAUAAAUGCCACAGACAAGGAAGGCCAUAAUGCCUUGUGUUUCGCGAUCGAGAAUUACAGAAGCCCAUUCUCGUCUCUUUCCACCACAACAAUUUUGUUACAAUUUGGCUGCGACCCCGACCAGCCAGACUGCCUCGGCCGGACAACCAUGUAUUGCCACACAAAGGAAGCCAUCGACACUCUUAUGCUAGAGUUCCCAGCCGUCAUGGACCUUUUAGUCCGUAAUAGUCAGCAUGGCAUCAAUCAUGUUGAUUCGUUCGGAAAGACAGUCUUGCACUACCUUAUCGAGUGCUGGAUAAUGAAACCGACUUAUGGCCCAUUUUUCUACGAGUCUCUAGAGUAUUUUACACAGGCCGCACAAGAUCUUAUAGAUUUGGGUGUUGAUCGACAUAUCCAAAGCCGCCAAGGCCUUACGGCUGUGCAAAUACUACGAGCUGCUCGGGGCGAUUAUGAAGAGAAACCUGGAGUAACAGUAGAAGAACAGAGGAGGUGUGUGGAUCGAACGAUAACAAUAAUUGAAAGCUAUUGUACAGUUCCUAAAUACUAG